Messenger RNA from Brienomyrus brachyistius, 2345 nucleotides. Its product is annotated as guanine nucleotide-binding protein G(i) subunit alpha-1. Gene Ontology annotation, biological process: adenylate cyclase-modulating G protein-coupled receptor signaling pathway. Bases 341 to 1405 code for a protein of 354 amino acids. The transcript has 9 exons. The record is from RefSeq and is a predicted model, not a curated record. Gene Ontology annotation, cellular component: heterotrimeric G-protein complex. Gene Ontology annotation, molecular function: G-protein beta/gamma-subunit complex binding; GTPase activity; G protein-coupled serotonin receptor binding. Lineage: Eukaryota; Metazoa; Chordata; Actinopteri; Osteoglossiformes; Mormyridae.
UGAACAGGAAGCGCGUUUAGUCAGCGCUGGAGAGCGGAGCAGGACGGUCGUUUGGUUGGGGUGUCCACCGCCGCCCCGCUCCUGGUUUUUACAUUUAAAGAAGAACAAUAAAGCAUUUUGAUGCUGUAACGAUAGGUUGGGCGAAGGGGAAGAUUAACUUUAUCUUUUAGGAAAGUGACUUAGAUUUCUUUUCCUGAAGUGAUUUUCAGUUUUUUUUAGUCCGAAAGACAAAAGGGCGUGUGUGGGGUUCUGUGGAGGAUCUCUCUUUUAACUCUUGCAUGUUGGUACUUAACAUUUUAUACCUUUUCACUUUUGCAUCGCUUCGAGAAGUCGCUUAAGGAUGGGGUGCACCUUAAGCACGGAGGACAAAGCUGCCGUCGAGCGCAGUAAAAUGAUCGACAGGAAUUUGCGGGAUGAUGGCGAGAAGGCUGCGAGGGAGGUGAAGCUCUUGCUCCUGGGUGCUGGGGAGUCAGGAAAAAGCACUAUCGUCAAACAGAUGAAGAUUAUCCAUGAGGCAGGAUACUCGGAGGAUGAAUGCAAGCAGUAUAAGGCCGUGGUCUACAGCAACACCAUCCAGUCCAUCAUCGCCAUCAUCCGCGCCAUGGGCCGCCUCAAAAUCGACUUUGGGGAUCCUGCCCGAGCGGAUGAUGCACGGCAGCUGUUUGUGCUGGCGGGUUCUGCCGAAGAGGGAUUCAUGACCACUGAACUGGCUGGGGUCAUCAAGCGCCUAUGGAAGGACGCCGGCGUGCAGGCCUGCUUCAGCCGAUCUCGAGAGUACCAGCUCAACGACUCUGCCGCAUACUACCUGAAUGACCUAGACAGGAUAGCCAACAACGCUUACGUUCCCACUCAGCAGGACGUGCUCCGGACCAGAGUGAAGACAACAGGCAUUGUGGAAACUCACUUUACCUUUAAGGACCUGCACUUCAAGAUGUUUGACGUGGGGGGUCAGAGGUCAGAGAGGAAGAAGUGGAUUCACUGCUUUGAGGGUGUGACGGCCAUCAUCUUCUGCGUGGCCCUGAGCGACUAUGAUUUGGUCCUAGCUGAGGAUGAGGAGAUGAACCGGAUGCACGAAAGCAUGAAGCUGUUUGACAGCAUCUGCAACAACAAAUGGUUCACGGACACCUCCAUCAUCCUGUUCCUGAACAAGAAGGACCUGUUUGAGGAGAAGAUAAAGAGAAGCCCUCUCACCAUCUGCUUCCCGGAGUACGCCGGCUCAAACACGUACGAGGAAGCCGCCGCCUACAUCCAGUGCCAGUUUGAGGACCUGAACAAGAGGAAGGACACCAAGGAGAUCUACACCCACUUCACCUGCGCCACCGACACCAAGAACGUGCAGUUUGUCUUCGACGCCGUAACCGACGUCAUCAUCAAGAACAACCUGAAGGACUGCGGGCUCUUCUAGAGCAUGCCGGAGUUUGGUGAGGAGGUGAGGCCAGGUCGACUCGGUUUAAUGGAGAAGCCGACUUGUGGGGGAAAACUCCCAGUCAAACCAGUGAUGUACCAUAUGCCAGUUUAAGCAAGUUUUAUUUAUGUUUUUCCUUUUUUGUCUUGAAUUUAUUAGUUUUAGAGAACAUUUGUGUAGGAUAUUUGUACCGUUGUAACUUGUUGCAGUCAUUUUUAUUUUUCAUCUCUGGUCAUUUUUAAUUUUCUGCCCCUUUUAAAAAGGAGGCUUGUCUUGUUUGGGGACGGGUGGGGCGGGGGGUUCUCCCAUUCUUCUGAAAAGGUAGGAUCCGUUUGGACUCCUGCAUGUUUGGUACCUGUGCCUUUGCAUGCCCUGUUCAGACCCUGUUCCCUGUUGUUUUUUUGCCCUGUUCUAUCAUCUCUAAUUACAGUUACCUGUUUAGACUUCCCCCACUCCCCUUCCCACCCUCCUGCCCAUUGUGGCCACUGGACCUGCCUGGAGAUCAGGUCUCUGGGCACAUUUUUACCACGCAGCCUUAGCUGUCUCAACACAACAGAAAAGCCAUCUGGUGUGAUGGCAGUGUCCAGGAGUACAUUUCAGUAAGGAGGGGGCAGUCUUGUUUUCUGACUUUUUUUAAUGAAAAAUGAGAAGUUGUAGUUUAAGACGAACUAUCUCCGCUGUGGAAGAGGAGGGCCUAGUUGCUGUAUAUUUUGAAUCAAAUUGACUUUGGAGAUGUUUUAAUGGGAUAUAGAGAAGAGCGAGGGCUUCGAUUUAAAUAGCACAGUGCUUCUAGGAUCGUUCAUAAGCAAAGUUAACAAGUUUGGGGGGGCUUGGUUAUCUGUAACCAGACAGACUGCCACCGCUAGCAGUGGUCUCUGGACCGGGAACACCUGUAGACUCAUGUCCCUUAUUUUGCUAAUAAAAGAUCAUUAACAACCUG